This is a messenger RNA of Papaver somniferum (opium poppy), 2493 nucleotides long. RefSeq names its product glucan endo-1,3-beta-glucosidase 6-like. Gene Ontology annotation, biological process: carbohydrate metabolic process. The transcript has 2 exons. Lineage: Eukaryota; Viridiplantae; Streptophyta; Magnoliopsida; Ranunculales; Papaveraceae. Bases 818 to 2272 code for a protein of 484 amino acids. Gene Ontology annotation, molecular function: hydrolase activity, hydrolyzing O-glycosyl compounds. Gene Ontology annotation, cellular component: plasma membrane. The record is from RefSeq and is a predicted model, not a curated record.
ACAUUGACCUUUAGCUUAAUCUAGCUCACUUCAUUAUCAGCCAGAUAAAAUAGAGGAGUCCUCUUCCGAUUUUUAACAACAAUCUAUGUGCGCAUUUAUGAUUUCUUUAAACCAUUUUUCUUUCAAAUCCAAUAAGGUUCAGAGCUGCAGUUUACCCAUUCAGGAUUCUGCACAUAUUCUUGUGUAUAUAAACGGCGUUAUAUUUGUCAGAGUUACUGAGGACAGCUUAAAGUUCAGGCAAACAUAAAUAACAUCAAUUAAUUAAUUAGUUAACCCCAUAUUUGUUUGUUUUUGAUUUGCUCCAUAUACGACCAAACCCCAGUUUUUAAUCUUGUUUUCUUAUAAUUUAUCUCUGCUUUUCAUGUCAGAUUCUCUCUUAACUCAACGAGUUUAGCCAAAAGAUAAUCUCACUUCUCUGUAAUAAAUCUUCUUCUUAAUACUACUACUAUUAUCACUUUCCCAUUUCAGGUGUAGCAGCUCUCACUCUCUCUCUCUGUUCUUCAAGUUUACCACUUUUCAUCAUUUUUCUUUUUCUGUGUGGAAUCACUGAAAGGGUCUUUAAUUGAAGUACCACUGAGUGAUGUAAAGUUGAAAUCGAAGUCAUCUUUGUUCAUUUAUGUAUACUCUCUGAGCUCCAUUAUUUCAUUUUCUUCUUCACUUUUUUUUGUUUCUUACUGGGGUUGGGUUGAACUGCUUCAGAAAAGCUAUUUUAUGAUGUUUGGAAGAGAACCCAAGUUGUGUUCUUAGUUUCUUUGCUUCUUAGAUCUGUUGUUUUUGCUUGAAAUCAGUUCAGAGCUCUUUUGUAUUUCCCAGAGAGAUGGGAAGGUUAUGUGUGUUUCAUGUGGUUGUUUCCUUGUUGGUUUUGUCCAUGGGGGUUGGGGUAGUAAGUGGUAUUGGUGCUAAUUGGGGAACACAAGCAACUCAUCCUGUACCACCUGAUAUUGUGGUGAGAAUGCUAAGAGAAAAUGGGAUUCAAAAGGUAAAGCUGUUUGAUGCAGAUUCUGAUACUUUGAAUGCUCUUAGUAAUUCUAGGAUUGAGGUGAUGGUGGGUAUCCCUAAUGACAUGUUGUAUGGUAUUGCUACCAAUAUGAAAGCAGCUGUGAAUUGGGUGAAGCAAAAUGUGUCUGACCAUGUCGACAAAGGCGUACUUAUCAGGUAUGUUGCAGUUGGAAACGAGCCAUUCUUGCAGACUUAUAAUGGAACCUUCCUUGAAACAACCUUUCCCGCACUUCGAAAUAUUCAGGCAGCCCUCAUAAAAGCUGGUCUUGGCAGCAGGGUUAAGGUUACUUGCCCACAAAAUGCAGAUGUAUAUGAGACGACUCAAGCAGGCCUCCCUUCUGGUGGUGACUUUCGGUCAGACAUCCAUCAGGUCAUGAUUGACAUUACCAAGUUCUUGAAUGAUAAUGGCGCACCCUUUACUGUCAACAUCUACCCCUUCAUAAGCCUCUACAUUGAUGCAAAUUUCCCAGUUGACUAUGCUUUCUUCGAAGGGAAUGGGGCACCAAUUAUUGAUGGUGGCAUAUCCUACACCAACAUGUUUGAUGCAAAUCAUGACACACUUGUAUGGGCGCUGCAGAAGAAUGGCUUUGCAAAUAUGCCCAUCAUCAUAGGAGAGAUUGGGUGGCCUACUGAUGGAGAUAGGAACGCCAAUCUCAUGUAUGCACAGCGUUUUAAUCAAGGUUUUAUGACUCACAUUGCGACUGGAAAAGGGACCCCAAUGAGAAGUGGCCCUGUCGAUGCAUACUUGUUUAGUUUGAUUGAUGAGGACGCCAAGAGUAUCAGUCCAGGAAACUUUGAAAGACAUUGGGGUAUAUUUUAUUUUGAUGGGAAGCCGAAAUACCCGCUCAACCUCGGAACAACUAACACAGGAAUGUUGGCUCCAGCUAGGGGAGUGGUGUAUCUGGAAAGGAAAUGGUGUGUCAUGACACCAAAAGCAAGUCUUGAUGAUCCACAAGUUGCAUUGAGUGUGAGCUACGCAUGCAGCCUUGCUGAUUGCACAAGCCUUGGCUAUGGAACAUCAUGUGGGAAUUUAGAUACACGAGGUAACAUUUCUUAUGCAUUCAACAGUUACUAUCAGAUCCAAAAUCAGCUCGAUAGAGCUUGCAAGUUCGGCAACCUUUCAAUGGUGGUUACAAGAGACCCGUCAACAGAGACUUGCAGGUUCGGAACAAUGAUAGAGCCAUAUGAGGGUGGCAGCACUGAGCUGAGUGCAGGGUAUCUCCAAACAGUGAUAACUUUGGUUGUAGUUACUAUUGUUGUCCUAUUUUCUUAACCUUUGCUAUGAAUCUUAAAAUCUAAAUUUAUGAGUCUUUAUGUCCACCGUUUUUUUUUUUGAAAUCAAAGUUUUUCUUUUUUAAAAAUCAAGUAGGAGGAGAAGAAAUGGGCAUGAAAGAAAUAUACACACAUUCUCACACUCCUUGAUUCUGAAGUUUCAACUUUGAAAGUCUCGUUAGUUAGGGCAUACAAUUGAGACACAGAGAAAGGUCUAAAAAA